AUGUCAGUUUUUGAAUAUUUAUUUGGAGUUGAUUAUAAAGUGUAUAUUGUGGACUUUUAUCAAAGUUUAAAAUUCCCAAGAGUUUUAGCAGUAAUUACACAAGAAACUCUACCGUGCCUUCGUGAAGAUGGCUCUUUAGGCCAAAAGAUCGUAUGCAAGAAUGAAUAUGGCGAACGAGUUGAAUGUCCUUCUCAGGAAAAUGAAUAUGGCGGAGAGAACGGCACAGAAAAUGAAAUGGCACCCCCAUUCUAUGCUGAUCUUGGCAAGAAGGCCAAUGAUGUAUUCAGCAAAGGCUACCACUUUGGUGUGUUCAAACUUGACUUGAAAACCAAGAGUGAGUCUGGUGUAGAAUUUAGCAGUGGUAUCGUCUCUAAUCAAGAGAGUGGCAAGGUCUUUGGUAGCCUUUCAUCAAAAUAUUCAGUGAAGGAGUAUGGCCUAACUUUCACAGAAAAAUGGAACACAGAUAAUACACUUGCCACCGACAUCACUAUCCAAGACAAGAUUGCAGCUGGCAUGAAAGUUACUCUUGAGGGUACUUUUGCACCACAAACUGGGAGCAAGACUGGCAAACUGAAGACCUCUUUUGCCAAUGAUACUGUAGCUGUUAAUACUAACCUGGAUUUAGAUAUGGCUGGACCCAUUGUGGAUGUAGCAGCUGUUCUCAAGUACCAAGGCUGGCUUGCUGGUACCAACGCUCAAUUUGAUACACAGAAGGGCAAAAUCAGCAAGAACAACUUUGCUUUUGGUUACCAUACAAGUGAUUUUGCUUUGCACACAAAUGUUGACAAUGGAAAGGACUUUGGUGGUUCUAUAUACCAGAAGGUGUCAGACAAGAUUGACUGCGGUGUCAGCAUGAAAUGGUCUGCCGGAUCCUCUGACACACUCUUUGGAGUUGGUGCCAAGUUUGCACUUGACCAGGAUGCAUCUUUGCAUGCUAAGAUCAACAACAAGUCUCUUAUCGGACUUGGCUACCAACAGAGACUACGCCCAGGUGUAACCCUAACUCUGUCUGCGGCCAUCGACGGUCAAAACUUUAAUGCAGGUGGCCACAAGGUCGGCAUCGCGUUCGAUCUUGAACCCUAG
Molecule: messenger RNA, 1083 nt
Organism: Parnassius apollo (apollo)
Lineage: Eukaryota; Metazoa; Arthropoda; Insecta; Lepidoptera; Papilionidae
Source: the annotation of a GenBank genome assembly